Planococcus citri (citrus mealybug) is the source of this 1627-nucleotide messenger RNA. It is a transcript of the gene Orc1, whose product is annotated as origin recognition complex subunit 1. Gene Ontology annotation, biological process: mitotic DNA replication checkpoint signaling. The record is from RefSeq and is a predicted model, not a curated record. The coding region runs from base 391 to 1524 and encodes 377 amino acids. Gene Ontology annotation, molecular function: ATP hydrolysis activity; DNA replication origin binding; ATP binding. Lineage: Eukaryota; Metazoa; Arthropoda; Insecta; Hemiptera; Pseudococcidae. The transcript has 9 exons.
UAGGGAAAUUUUUUUCCCUUUUUGGCAUAUCAGAACAUUACAAAACCCAUUAUUCUUGGUCACCCGGUAUGAGAAAGACGUGAUAAGACGAACACGUUUCUGAUUGGCUGCACAAACACAAAUUUGCUCCGGAGACGCAAAGGAGACGCUCGUUAUUGAGUGAUAAGUUUUUUUGCGCUAAAUAUUUUGAAAAUUUUUCGAACGUGGUAGAAAUAUGGAAUAAAAUUGCAGUUUAUUAAUAUUUUCCAAUUUGUUAGGACAAUUGGAUACUUUUAUAACCAUAAUUCUUCUCUUCGAAGCUUGUUUUGUGUCUGUGUUCCAUUUAUAAUACAUCAUUUUAUUCUUUAUUCGUUGAGUGAAUCAUCUCCUAAAUUUUUUGAGGCACAAGCGAUGAGUCCUAAUAUAAGAAUGGAAACCCGACGAAAAAGGAAAAUAAAUGAUGAUCCUGUUCAACUCCAAUCCAAUUUGCCGGAAGCGUUGAAAACUAGGGAGAAAGAAUUCGAUAUAAUCAAGGGAUUUUUACAGGAAAACAUGAGCUCUAAAAGUAACGGGUACUUAUUCAUCAGUGGUGAACCUGGAUCCGGUAAGACUGCAACAGUUCACAGAGUGAUCGAAAGACUAAACGAAGAGAACGAUCAAUCAUCUAACAACUUUCAAUUCAUAGAAAUAAACGGUUUAUAUUUAUCAGAGCCAUCGAAAGCUUAUAGUCGGAUUUUGGAGCAAAUGACAGAAGAAAUUGCUACUCCUAAACAAGCUCUCAGUUCCCUUAACUCAAUUUUCACCUCUCGCUCAACUAAAAACCAUCCGGUGAUACUAUUUAUUGACGAAUUGGAUUGUAUUUACAACAAAUCUGCCAAUGUGAUUAUUAAUAUCUUGCAAUGGUAUCUAAUAAAAAAAUCUCAGCUAAUACUUAUGACCAUUGCAAAUGAUGAUGUUCUGAUAUCCAGUUUAAAGAAUAAAUUCACCAAAGAAAUAAAAAUCUCCGAAUUAAUAUUUCCACCGUACUCGUGCUCAGAUCUCGAAACAAUAGUCGAAGAUCGUUUGCAAGAUAAGGAAUUUGAUCUGGAAGUGAUAAAAUUCGUUAUGAAGAAAUGUGUCAAGAAAGAAGGAGAUGCUCGUAUCGCUCUUGAUAUCUGUGGGAGAAUUUUAGACAAACUUGAAAAUAAUGAAAAUCAAAUUACGUUAGAAGUCGUACAAAAGAUCUGCGAAGAAAUUUCUUCCGAUCAUGUCACAGUGACUAUAAAAACCCUAGCUCCGGUCCAAAAAGUACUCCUAAGAGUUGUUCGUGACGAAUGUACUGUUGAAGAAAGCUCCUUGGAUGAGAAGAUUUAUUUCCUUUGCAAAGGUGUCUGCACUAUCGAAGGUUUACGAUGCCCUUCAAUCACUCAACUUUGUAGCACAGCAGAAGUGCUUAGUCGAAUGGGUUUUUUGAAAGUAAGCGAUGCUAGAGUGAACAUACAUUCUAAGAUCAGGUUAAAUAUACCUGGAGAAUACGUUAAUACAGCCUUCCAUAUGACUGAGUAAAUUUAUUUGAUGAAACUGAUCGUGAUUCGUAUGUAUUCUGGUUUUAGAAAUGUUUUAAUCAAUUUUUAAAUUUUAAAUCAAUAUUAAAAUUUCAACAAUGCAA